AUGACUUGGAAAAUAUUUCAAGAAUUGUUGUAUAAAAGAUUUGAUAAUAGAAAUGGAAGGGAUGUGGUGGAGGAAUUCAACAAAUUGAGACAGUCUGGCAAGGUGGAAAAGUACCAAGAAAAGUUUGAAGAGCUUAAAACUCUGAUGAUCAUUAGGAAUCCGCAUCUGGAUGAGGAGUGUUUUGUAUCUAGCCUCAUCAGUGGGCUUAAGGAUGAAGUCAAAACUAUGAUAAAAAUGUUAAAACCUACAACUCUGUCAAGAGCAUUUGAUUUAGCUGCACUACAAGAAGAGGCAUGGAGACUUCAGACAAGGAUCUUCAAGGAGAGGGGGAAAGCUGCACCUAAGGAUAGAUUUGGAAUCUCUAGGAACUCUUCCCAACACCAAAUCCACAGUUCUCAUUAUAGGGUGCCUCCCACCAGCACCUUUAGGAAUACUUCCUUCAAAGGCAAAACAAUGGCUACCUCAGGGUCUGAACCUAGAAGACUUUCAACAGAAGAGUUUCAAUACAGAAGGAAUAAUGGACUUUGUUUCAAGUGUGGAGAGAAGUUUGGACAAGGUCAUCAGUGCAAAUCUGGCCAAUUGAACCUUUUGGUUACUGAUGAAGAAGAAGAAAUUGAGUUUGAAGAUGCUGUAGGGGAGCAGGAUGAGUCCACAGGGAAUCUAGGACAAGUCAUGAAAAUGUCCCUACAUGCACUAUCAGAGGCCAUAAAAAGAAAGACAAUAACACUGAUAGGGAAGUGGGAUGGGGUGGAAAUGCUCAUAUUGGUUGACAUAGAGAGCUCAGAUAGUUAUAUCAGCAGUGAGAAGGUGAUUGCAUUUGACAUCCCCUAUCAACUAGUGGAACCAUUCUCUGUGAUUGUGAUGGACUUAAGUGGCUGGGAUAUGAUAUUAGGAGUAGAUUGGAUGACUCACUUUAGCCCCAUUACGUUUGACUUCCAUCAGUUGACAGAGUCUGAGGUGCCUGCUGAGGUUCAGCAGGUCAUUGGAGACUUUAAUGAUGUGUCUCAGACCCCCACUAAGCUACCUCCCACUAGGGAGAUAGACCAUGAGAUUCCCUUAAAACAUGGAUCCCAGGCUUUCAAAAUGAAACCAUAUAGAUAUCCUCAUUCUCAGAAAGGUGAAAUUGAAAAGCAGGUAAGGGAGAUGCUGCAGCAUGGGAUAAUCAAUCACAGUAACAGUCCAUUUGCUUCACCGGUGUUACUGGUUAAGAAAAAGGAAGGAACAUGGCGCCUUUGUGUAGAUUACAGAUGUUUGAAUGAGAUGACUAUUAAGGACAACUAUCCUAUUCCAAAUGUAGAUGAACUGAUCAAUGAGUUGGCAGGAUCAAGGCUAUUUGCAAAAAGAUCCAAAUGCUCCUUUACACAGCAGAAGGUGGAUUAUCUUGGACAUACCAUAACUGAAGAUGAGGCUCCUGUACUUAGGCUACCAGAUUUUCAAAAGACCUUUACUAUUGAAACUGAUGCUAGUGGUAGAGGGAUUGGAGCAGUGUUGAUGCAGGAAGGCCACCCUAUAGCAUUCCUAAGCAAGGCUUUAUCACCUAGGAAUUUGGGGUUAUCAGCUUAUGAAAAGGAGUUGUUGAUUAUGAGAUUCAGUACAAGAAGGGAACAACAAAAUAAGGUGGCUGAUGCACUGUCUAGACUGUAUGACAGGAGUUCAGAUGAGAUAACUCGGCAAGGAUCCUAUUUGGCCAUUUCUUCUGUUACACCCUUGUGGAUACAAGAACUUCAAAAGAGCUAUGAGGCUGAUCCUCAGUGUCAACGUAUUAUCUCCCAAUUAUUACUAGACCCUGCUGCUCAGUUGCAGUAUGAGUGGGAUCAUGGAUUAUUAAUAUAUAGUGGCAAGCUUUAUGUGGGAUCUAAUAGUGGAUUAAGGGACAAACUGAUCCAGGCUCUCCAUGCUUCUGCCAUUGGAGGGCAUUCUGGACAAAGAGGUUGCUGGCAAAGGUUGAAGGCUUUAUUCUACUGGCCUAACAUGAAGCAGGAUGUCAUCAAGGAUAGGAUCUUCACUAGUGUAUUCUGGCAAGAGCUCUUCAGGUUGGUAGGGAUAGAAUUGAGGUAUAGCUCUGCUUAUCACCCUCAAUCAGAUGGGCAGAGCGAGAGGCUUAACCAGUGUGUGGAAACUUACCUCAGAUGCAUGACUAGGGAGUUCCCUUACAACUGGAGCAGGUGGCUGCUGCCCUUGGCAGAAUGGUGGUACAACUCCUCUGACCAUUCCAGCUUGCAACUGACUCUUUUUGAAGCAUUAUAUGACGACAAGCCUCCUCCUUUACCUCUUGGUCCUCAUGUUGACACCACUAUUCCAGCAGCAUCUCAGCUACUCCAGGAGAGGUUAAGGAUUUCCAGUAGCAUCAAAGACCAUCUCACAAAAGCACAAUAA
Molecule: messenger RNA, 2376 nt
Organism: Coffea arabica (coffee)
Lineage: Eukaryota; Viridiplantae; Streptophyta; Magnoliopsida; Gentianales; Rubiaceae
Source: RefSeq, a predicted model, not a curated record